UCACGAUUCCAAUAAAAAAGAAACAUGAGUUGAGGAAAAAUACGAAUUAAGUUCCUUUUUCUACCGCGGCUUCUCUCACCAACCAUAGAUAUUACAUCACGAGAAACACACACGCAAUACAAUUAAAAAGCCAGCGUAGUCAGUAGCUUACAGCAGCGCUGCACAGUUCAUCGCGUCGCUCUACUGUGUCGUGGUAUGAAUUUUCAAGGUGCAAACAUGGAAAAAGCCGAGUUUCAGUACGAGCCGGCCGAAAUUGAUCGGAACGGCGUAUUCAACGCUACUUCCGGCUACUUCCGCAGCAUCCCAGAUGGAUUUCUCAUGUCCGCUGGAUUUGUUGAAGUAGCUCAAGAUAUUAGGGAGUUUGAAGUUUACCCGGAUGACACGUGGAUAUUGACCUUUCCCAAAUGCGGCACCACCUGGACACAGGAAAUGGUUUGGCUCAUCAACAGCAGACUGGAUUUUGCCAAAGCAAAAGAGCUUUCUCUAUUUGAACGAUUCCCUUUCAUCGAAGCUUCAGCACUCGCUCCCGAUUUCAUUGAGUGCAUUUCAGGAGGCACUCGGUGCGACAUUCGUGGCAGAAUCACAGAUGUCAAAAACAUGCAGCGUCCCAGAUUUAUCAAAUCGCAUUUUCCGCUCAAAUUUCUUCCCACGCAACUUUGGACUAAGAAACCAAAGAUAAUUUACGUUGCAAGAGAAGUGAAAGACGUGAUUGUAUCCUACUACUACCACAACAAGAUUUUUGACGGCUACAAGGCAAACUUGGAGACUUUUUGCAGGGCAUUCAUGAAAGAUGAAAUUUUGUAUUGCCCUUUUUGGGGCCACAUCACGGAGUUCUGGAAGCACAGACAUGAGCUUGGUCUGCUUUGGAUCAACUAUGAAGACAUGCAAAAAAACUUGGCUGAGGUGGCGAGAAAAGUUGCCGAUUAUUUCGGCAAGUCGUUCACCGAGGAGGAGGUGCAGCUUUUGUGCCAUCACUUGAGCUUCAAGGAAAUGAAAGCCAACAAAAGCAUCAAUGGCGACGAGGUUGUGAAACUUCUGCGCUCGAAGAAAAUCUGCAGCGACGGCGACUACGGGUUCAUUCGCAAAGGGAAAUCUGGCUCCUGGAAAGAAGAGAUUUCUGCAGAAUUGGCCAAAGAGGUCGAUGAAUGGUCUCUGACACAAAUAAGAGGGACUGAAUAUUUUAUCGAUGUGUUCAGUAAAAAAUAGUCAAGCAUGUGUAAUGCAUAGGAGCAAUAAAUUUCUCGUCCAUUGA
Molecule: messenger RNA, 1252 nt
Organism: Cloeon dipterum
Lineage: Eukaryota; Metazoa; Arthropoda; Insecta; Ephemeroptera; Baetidae
Product: luciferin sulfotransferase-like
Exons: 8
Coding region: 196-1206 (336 amino acids)
Biological process (GO): sulfation
Cellular component (GO): cytoplasm
Molecular function (GO): sulfotransferase activity
Source: RefSeq, a predicted model, not a curated record